UCCAGAUUAAUCAUGGCGGGUUUGCAAAUGUGUUCGUGUCGUCCUCAUCAUUGUCCGUCGUGUUUUGCUAUUUCUGGGCGCUCCUGAGGUAGACCAGGCGCUUUUCGACCACUUUUGCAAUGUCGGAUAACAAGUAGGCUUAAUCUGUCUUCAACCUGUGACUUAUUUUUGCGGAGGCACAGCCACACAGACAGAGAAAUUUGACAUCCGGAAUUUCAAGACGAGCACUGUGUGCCGCAUUCAAAGCUGGAGGCAGUGUGAUCGCAAUCUACAAGCCCGGCUUCAGGAUGUUCCUUCCUGUUCCUGUACAGUUCUGAUAUGAUUCAAAGGCCAUGUCUUCAAUCUGAGCUGCUUCAGACACCAUGGGCUGCUGUCUCAGCACUUAAGAUGGCUGCAGCCAGACUGCUGCUUUCCUUAGAAGGCUCUUCAUUCCACUGCUAGCUGUUGUAAGGAGUCUUAAGCCAUGCCGCUGGGAUUCCUGCUGAAGAAGGCAACUGGCAUCCUGGGUCAGCUGGGCCUGGCUAACGACCCAACCCGACCGCCCCCGCUAGACGGGGAAAUCAUCUACUGCAAGAACAAUGUGUGCGUGCACCCCCCAGGACCUCUCAACGUCAACACUAUUCACCAUCCAGGGUACCUGACAAUCCGUGCUCAAGAUGACGAAGUCCUGGGUUCCACCCUCAUCCUCACAUGGAUCCCCAAUACCACCCUGCAGAGGAAGCCCAGCUCUGCUCCCUCCACCCCCAGUACAGGCUCCCCCCCGGGAGACAAGCCUGCCCCCCCUCCCAGGAAAUUCUCACAUGACAUUCCAGGAAGCUCUGACAUGGUGGCGUCCCACAGAUUGCUGGAACACGCGGAUGUCGACCUUGAGUCGGGAACAAAGAACUCCUCUAGCCUGAGCCUCGACCGUAGCUGCUCAGAUUCAGGGUACGCUGACGACACCGUCAGCAAACACAGUAGUGCAAUGUCCGAGCAGCAUCAACAGUUUUACGAGAAGAUCUUGGGGCAAACUGUCGGAUUAGAGCCUUCCGUGAUGUCCCAGUCUGACACCUGUGCUGCUUCAGGUAGCAGAAGGCUGAGCCACAAGUCUGUAGAUAGUGCAAUCUCCUCCAAGAAUCAGAGUCCUGUUGAUGCUGACGCUAAGACAACAGCAGGAGACAUCAGCAUGUCCUCGGACAGCGAAAGUAUCACCACAGAAACUCAGUUAGCUUUGCUGAUAGCCAGGAAUGACUAUGAACAGGGGCUGAGAGACGAGCAGCAGAUCAAAGGGGAUUCUCAGGCCGGUAGUAAAGGUGCCAAACUGUUACCAUGGCAACUCUCCAAGCAUGUAAGACAAGCCCUCCAGACGGACUUUGACAAUUCCAGUGUCAGCUCCGACGACACCAGUGCGGGGAAUAGCCCAUGGCCGUCCCCGAAAAAGAAGAUGCCGGAUUAUACGGUGGUUCACGCGAACAAGGAGCUGUGCGACACAGACGUUGACGAGGAGCUGGAGUCUCCGGGAAACGGUCACAUCCAUCGGAGGAUGUCCGACUCCAGCUCGACCUCCAGCACUGACACGGACACGACCCAAGAUGGCGACUCCUGUCCCCCCUCCCCAACAAGCUCCCAACACGCGACCUCCCCAACUGGUGCCGAGAGCAUUGAGAUACAGAAUAGGCUGGAGAGAUCGCUGUCGGACUCCAACCCAGAGGGCCUCGUCGUGACCUAUAACCUGACCUUCCCGGAGAAUUCUGUCAGCUACGUUGAAGCGGCGGGGUUGAAGGGACCAGGCACGGCGCGGGAACAACUGUGUGGUGUCUUCUCGGCAGAUCUGGGUCAAAUGAGGUCACUCAGGUUGUUCUUCAAUGAUGGGGAUGGUACCUGUGGCCAGCUGGUGAUUGCCAGUAGAGAGAGUCAGUAUAAGAUCCUGCACUUCCACCAUGGAGGACUGGACAGGCUGGCUGAGAUGUUUGAAGAAUGGAGACACUGUACUCAGGCCAAGGCUAAUAAGGGUUUGUCUGACCAGUUCUGUCGGCAGUUCUCCAUUAACCGUCCCAGCGUCACUGCCAUCGAGUGCCACCCUGAUGAGGACGUCUAUGGGACCAUCACUCUGGAAAUCUGGCAGUCUUACUUCAACGAUCGUGGCCAAGUUGAGGAUGAGGAGAGCUUGAAGAAGGCCAUUUUCUUUGGAGGGCUCGACCCAAGUGUGCGUAAGGAGGCGUGGCCCUUCCUGCUGCACUACUUCUGCUUCCAGUUCACCUCCGAGGGGAGGGAGGAGUACUGCCACAGGAUGUCUGCUGAGUACCAGGCCAUUCAGGACAAAAGACUGUCCAUGUCGGAUGAGGAGAAGGAGCACUUCUGGAGGACGGUGCAGGUGACUGUGGACAAAGACGUGGUGCGGACAGACAGGAGUAACCCGUACUUCAAGGGCGACAACAACCCGCAUGUGGAGAUGAUGAGGAAAAUCCUGUUGAACUACGCGUACUACAACCCCUCAAUGGGGUACACCCAGGGCAUGUCGGACCUCCUGGCGCCGGUACUGGUGGAGGUACACGACGAGGCCGACGCCUUCUGGUGCUUUGUGGGAUUGAUGCAGAACACCAUCUUUGUUAGCUCGCCCACGGACGCAGACAUGGACAAGCAACUGAUGUACCUACGGGAGCUGCUGAGAGUGAUGCAGCCCAACUUCUACCAACACCUGGUCACCCUGGGGGACGCCAUGGAACUUCUCUUCUGUCAUAGAUGGAUCCUGCUCUGUUUCAAGAGGGAGUUUCCAGAGGCGGAUGCCCUGAGGAUGUGGGAGGCCUGCUGGGCCCACUACCAGACCGACUACUUCCACCUGUUCAUCUGCCUGGCCAUCAUUGCUGUGUACGGGGACGAUUUGGUCCAGCAGAAGCUGCCGUCAGACGAGAUGCUGCUCCACUUCAGCAACCUGGCCAUGCAUAUGAACGGGGAUGUGGUCUUGAGAAAGGCUCGAGGUCUGCUGCACCAGUUCCGCCUCCUUCCCAGAAUUCCCUGCACCCUCCACGGCCUGUGCAAGACUUGCGGACCGGGCAUGUGGGACAGCGGGCACGUGCCCACCGUGGAGUGUACGGGGUGUCACAACGAGGACGGAUGUCCCUACGGCGGGGUCUCGCCACAGCAGGAGAAACCACUCACCAACAAGAUCUUCCCCGAAAAAUUCUUCUAGUAAUAACUGGACAUAUUUACACAAAUCAGUGAGUUAUGAGGUAAAUAAAAUCAAAGAAUAAGUCUAUCAGUAAUCAGAUCAAGGUAUUGAUAGUUUUUAAGGCAAGAAUGAAUUGUGAACAAUAGUUCCUUCUUAUUAGCAGAGCAACACUUAUUAAUAAAGUUAUUAUCAUUCUGUCGCUAUUCCUCAUGACAUUAGAACAGUUUUUAAGCUAGAUCUCUGCUAUGCUCAUCUUUGCAUCAAAGUUGUAUUCUUCACAGCAGAAGUAGCAUAGAGGGGGUUAAACAGCUGAUAAAUAUGUAAAUUUACACCAGAUACAGUUAUUGUCUAUUUCUUUCAAUGCUCAAUUUACACAUUCCUUUUUAUUAUCAGAUCUGCACAAUGAAGACAGGAAGCAAAGCAAAUUUUCAUAAGUGAAAAUACAUUUUUCUGAGAAAUUGAUAGGUGUAAAAAGGAUCCGUUUAAUCUAAAAGAGAAUGACUGUUUCCAUUUAUUACUGUACAAAUACACCUUGCAUAGCUCUACCUUUGGUUGAACAUUACAACAUCACAUUGUGAAAUUCAAACACUAAAAAAUCAUUCCUCAAUGGCUCCCUCUGCUGUACUUUACCUGCUCACUUCCACUGAAAUCACUCACAAAAAUUGGCAACAUGAACUGAUGAAAGCCAAUUGCACUGGGAAACUCUGUAAAAUAUGGAUUGAUGCUUCUGAUGGGGUUGUCAAUCUGAAGUUUUAUUGGAAGGGUUCCAAAAAGUGUCAAUAGUUAUCCAUGAUAGACCUUGCCAGAAACCUGGAGAAAGACACAAGUCAUAUAUAUCAUAUAGUUGAUAGGGCAGUCCUGGAAUAGGCCAUUGACUAGACCUGUAAGUACCAACUAGACAAUGGGACAAUCUUAGAAUUUGUUCUGUCAGCAGUUCUGAGGAACAGAGAGAACAAGAAGUCCUUGCCCUUAAUCGAUUGUCAUACGAUUACGAUUACUUACAAAGUAUAGAUGCUACCAGAAUGUAGGAUAGGGCAACAUCAAGAACACUUUAAAGUCUGGUUCGAGCGUGAGCUCGGCUAAAGUACAUGUAAAAUAAGAAUGUAUUUCUUUGCCUCUUUGUUAGGGUGACAUAAUACCAUUAUGUAUGACAUAAUAUAUCAUUAUCAUAUCUUCAUAUAUUGAUGUAAAGAUUUAUUGAUUGUAAACAAGGUACAGAUUGAAAUGUUCAGUUGUAAAUUUAUAUUUCAUUGGUUGACCACUUCUCAUUCAUGUGACCUGAUAGUAUGAGAGAGUCAGGUAUAAUUCAUGUAAAUAAUAGACUUAAGAAGUAGGUUUGGUAUGGUGCUAGUAAACAACAUUCCCUGUUAAAGCUGCAGAUUUGGCAGACAAAGUAGCUUUUGCUCUAAAAGCAGAGAUUAAAAAAAGCAAGUUUUUUAUGUGUAACUUUACAUCUCUUUAUCAUAUCGCUUUUCAGCAAGGUACCUUCACUAUCACAUUGAUAUAGACUGGACAUUCAGGUAAUGAGAUAGUGAAACAAAAGUUACUCAAGCAACUGGAUCUGUUUUGAAAACUGCCAAAACUUAUUUAGUUGCUUGAGAAACUUAUGUAUUGAGUUAAAUCUAUUAUUUGGGUACAAAGCCCAAAGGUGGAAAUGUUUUGUUUUUAUUGAACUAAAUCCUUUGAGACCUCAUGAGUAAAAAUGGUACAUUCCAUGAAGGUUGUAAACUCUGUAACUUAAGCAUGUAGUAAGAUAGGUGCUGUGGUGACAUGUAUGGACAGUUGCUGCUAGAGUGGUUAGCCAUGUUUGUGUGACAUGCUCGUGAUGAGGGGAAAAUGUAAACGUGUGUAGAACAUGUGGAAAGCUGACAAUGUGUGAGAUAGGACAGUUAGAAUUGUUGUGUAAGGCUGCAAGCUUCAGAUUAUAAUUUGUAUGUUAUAUGAUUAUAUCAUUUCAAGGUAAACGCCAUGUAAGUAAUAGAUUGAAUUGCUUGCCAACAAGCACUAAGUUAUUGCAGAUUUCUAUGUGUGAUGUGCUAUUUUCCUUUGCUUUGGAGAUAAUACAUGGAUGUAUAAUGCUAGUUUUCUUUUCAUUUGUUGCAAAUGAUAGAAAAAAAUCAUAUCAAAUCAAAUUAAUGAUCACACUUACACCACUUCAACAUUUGUAAAUGUGCAACCAAAUUUCAAUAAGCGUAGUUCAAUUUAACUGUUUAGCCGACAAGCAAUGCUUUUCAAAAUGUUGUAAGUAUUUGUGCUCUUUACCUCACGAGAAAUGUUUUCUGAAAACUUUGUUGUGUGCUGCAAAGCGUGUAAUAGUACCAUAUUGUAGUUAAGCUGAUGCCAGUUUGGCAACAAAUUGCUCAUCGCUGUGUGCCUCUGUCUGCACAUAACUUGUACAUCCCACUUCUCAUAAAGCCAGGCCAGGUAAUCUUGGCGAGGUGAUAUAC
This is a messenger RNA of Branchiostoma floridae (Florida lancelet), 5595 nucleotides long. Its product is annotated as TBC1 domain family member 16-like. Gene Ontology annotation, biological process: activation of GTPase activity. NCBI's taxonomy places the organism in Eukaryota, Metazoa, Chordata, Leptocardii, Amphioxiformes, Branchiostomatidae. Bases 464 to 3169 code for a protein of 901 amino acids. The transcript has 12 exons. Gene Ontology annotation, molecular function: GTPase activator activity. The record is from RefSeq and is a predicted model, not a curated record. Gene Ontology annotation, cellular component: early endosome.